This is a messenger RNA of Acanthochromis polyacanthus (spiny chromis), 6511 nucleotides long. It is a transcript of the gene dtnbb, whose product is annotated as dystrobrevin, beta b. Lineage: Eukaryota; Metazoa; Chordata; Actinopteri; Pomacentridae. Gene Ontology annotation, biological process: synaptic signaling. The coding region runs from base 322 to 2178 and encodes 618 amino acids. The transcript has 21 exons. Gene Ontology annotation, cellular component: plasma membrane; synapse. The record is from RefSeq and is a predicted model, not a curated record. Gene Ontology annotation, molecular function: zinc ion binding.
CUCGGCGCCUCCUGCGCUCUGCCGUCCUCUGCCGCUGGGUCGCUGGUGAUGCCGAGCGUAGCGGGGCGCUCGUACAUUUCUGCGUGCGGCUACAACCGCAGUUGCCAAGACUGAAUGAGACGGAGGGGAAGGAGCUGGAAACGAGAUGAUGGACGGUCCGAGCGGUUCCUCAUCGGCCGGACAGCUGUAACGUCGGCGGAGACGCGCGUGGAUUUAAUCAAAGGAGGAGGAGGAGGAGGAUGAUGAUGCUCUAAACGCAACCUGCGUGAUUUUCCUCCGGGUUCAGGGCUUCACUUUGUUUGACAUUCAGGCAGCGGCAGAAUGAUCGAGGAAGGCAGCAAACGAGGCAAGGCCAUGGUGGAGAAGAGACAGCUCUUCAUGGAAAUGAGAGCUCAGAACUUUGACGUUAUCAGACUGUCGACUUACAGGACUGCCUGCAAGCUCCGGUUUGUGCAGAAGAGAUGCAACCUUCAUUUGGUGGAUGUCUGGAACAUGAUCGAAGCCUUUCGUGACAACGGGCUCAACACGCUGGACCACAACGCUGAGAUCAAUGUCUCGCGGCUGGAGACUAUUCUGUCUUCCAUCUACUACCAGCUCAACAAGCGGCUGCCCACCACCCACCAGAUCAACGUGGAGCAGUCCAUCGGGCUGCUGCUCAACUUCAUGGUGGCCACAUAUGACAGUGAAAGUCAUGGGAAGCUGACCGUUUUCUCCAUGAAAGCCAUGCUGGCGACGAUGUGUGGAGGCAAAAUUGUGGACAAACUACGCUAUAUUUUCUCGCAGAUCUCAGACUCAAGCGGAGCCAUGGUGUUUGCUAAGUUCGACCAGUUUCUCCGGGAGGUGCUGAAGCUCCCCACGGCUGUGUUCGAGGGCCCCUCAUUCGGAUACACGGAGCAUUCGGUUCGGACGUGCUUCCCCCAGCAGAAGAAGAUCAUGCUGAACACGUUUUUGGAUGUGUUGAUGGCAGAUCCUCCCCCGCAGUGUCUCGUAUGGCUGCCACUCAUGCACCGACUUGCUAAUGUUGAAAAUGUCUUCCAUCCGGUGGAAUGUUCUUAUUGCCGGAGUGAGAGCAUGAUGGGUUUCCGGUAUCGGUGCCAACAGUGCCAUGGCUACCAGCUCUGUCAAAGCUGCUUCUGGCGUGGCCAUGCCAAUGGUCCCCAUAGCAACCAGCACCAGAUGAAGGAGCACUCGUCCUGGAAGUCUCCGGCCAAAAAGCUGAGCCACGCCAUCAGUAAAUCUCUGGGCUGCGUCCCGAUCGGAGAGCCGCCGCAUCCCGUGUUCCCCGAGCAGGCCGAGAGACCGCAGGAACUCACCCACACUGUUCAGCCGAAACCGGUGGCCAACAACAUGAACGACACAAUGCUCAUGUCCUCCGGGGCACCUACUCCUACCAAAAGUGUCUUGGAGAGUCCGAGCCGGCUAGAUGAGGAGCACCGCCUCAUCGCUCGAUACGCCGCCCGCCUGGCAGCCGAGGCGGGAAACUCCACACAACAAUGUCCUCCUACGGAUCUGAGCUUCAACUUCGACGCCAAUAAGCAGCAGAGACAGCUGAUUGCAGAGCUGGAGAACAAAAACAGGGAGAUCCUGCAGGAGAUCCAGAGGCUGCGUCUGGAGCACGAACAGGCCUCUCAGCCGACGCCAGAAAAAGCCCAACAGAACCCAACACUUCUGACUGAACUGCGGCUCCUCAGACACAGGAAGGACGAGCUGGAGAGGCGCAUGUCGGCUUUACAGGAGAGCAGACGGGAGCUGAUGGUGCAGCUGGAGGGACUCAUGAGGCUGCUGAAGGAUGAGGAGCAGAAGCAGGCUUCCCAGUCUGGAGGCUCCCCUCAUUCCUCCCCCAGCCACGGUGCAGGCUGCUCCAUGCCCAUGCCCAUCCGCUCCACCUCAGCCGGGUCCACCCCGACCCACACACCACAGGACUGCCUGGCAGGCGUGGGAGGAGACGUGCUGGAGGCCUUCGCUCAGGGUGUACCUAGAAAUCUUCGGAAUGAUCUUUUAGUUGCUGCUGACUCAAUCACAAACACCAUGUCAUCGCUGGUGAAAGAGCUUCACUCAGUGGAUGACGGGGCCGAGGACGAGGAGACCAACAUGAGGAACGGAGGGGACCGAGGUGAGUUUAGGCACAGCGAGAGUACAGAAGCACUGAGGGAAAGACGACACCAUCCCAUCAUGUAAGGACGUACAGUCAUCACCUGGGAAGAAUCAGUAACAACAACAACAACAGGAACCCCCCUGGCAUUAGCACGUAGAGUAAUGCAUGCUGUAAUCUAACAGGAUUUCACUAUGUGAAAAAAAAAAAAAGUUUCUUCACACCUUGCAGGUAGCAAGAUGUGUCCAAUUAGCAAGUGUGUAUGUUGUCCUGUAAACAAAAAUCUGCUGUUAUUACCCAAUGAUUUCCCUCAUGACGGCUAAGGAAUGGCUUGCUGUGCUUUCUCUCCCAACUGUUCCAUUGCAGCAGAUCAUUCUGUAUAUAAAAUACUGUAAACACAUGGGGAAAAAAGGCCUCCUGUCACCACGCGUUUCCCCCUUAUUGCUUUUUGUAUGAUUAGCGCUAGCAUUUCUUUUAUUUUAUUUUUUUUUUGGUCUGUUUCGAUCUUUUUUUUUUAAUCUUUUUUUUUUUCUUUUGCAUGAAGUUGCACUCAUGUCAGGAUUUAGGUACUGUACCACGCUAUGCCAGCUCUUUGUGGGUUUGUGAUGACAGCCGGGUUGUCAGAAGUGUCCUGCCUCAGAAUUCACGCUGAGUGUGUUUACUGGCACAUCGUAUUCUGGAGCUCAAGUCAGCAGUAGCCGAAAUGUGAUCUGGUCUCAGUCGGAAGGGACUGAAGGAUAUUUUGGGAAAUAAAUUCAUUAGUUUUUUCGCCAAGACUUAUAUGAAAAGAUCAUAGUUAGCUAAGCUUAGACUGGAAGCAGAUGAAUCAGAUAAAACAGGUAAAAUAGGACUUUCCUGAUGGAAAAUAGUCCAGCACUAAAUCCUAAAUUUAGAAGAAUGAAAUAUGUGCGUUUUUACACUUCCCUGCAAAGAGAGAAACAGCUUAACUGGUUCUGUCCAGAAAAAACAGUCUUUAAAGGUUAGUAAUAAUAAAGGAAACCUAAUAAUUGAGUGGUUAAGGCGCAAAUGCCAUCAAUAGUGAGUCCUCGGUUCAAUUUCAACAGCUUUCCUUUCAACAUAAAUGACAACAUUUCUAAAAAAAAAAAUUUGGAGCGAGAUUUUUUAAUAAUGUUGUAUAUAUAGAUAUAUACAGAGCUGCCAAAUGACUAAAUUUAUCUUCUUUUUUUGUAAAUGAAGCUAAGUUCAGGACUGUUUUGCCACACAACGUUUCAUUUACAACCAGAGUUUUAACCAGGCUGGUUUUAAAAGUAGAAAAAGUCUCUCCAGAUCUUGCUGAUGGACACUCACUGAUGUUAUUUUAAGCAAUGGUGUUCGUGCAAACUGUCGGAUCACAGAGGUGCACACAUCUUUUUAUCGUUUCCAAAAAGACUAUGCACGAGGACAACUGUGCUCCCCUGUUACACAAUUUCAAAUAAUGAUAUACAGAGCCCACAAAAAGCUAAAUUUAUCUUCUUUUUUUGUAAAAUAAGUUAUAUACAAGACUGUUUCAGAGUAACAUAACUUAAUAUAAAACCAUAAAUAAAGCCCGGUUGAAUACUUACCUCCCUGCUUUGGGCCGAGUUGAGCAAACAGGUUGUACAGAGUUAUCAUACAGACCUGAAGGCAGCAUCUCAAUAUUAACAAAAACACAAAAAUUUGUAAAAAUAACUAUGCAGAUCCCCCAACAACCUACAUUUUUUCCCUUUUUGUUGUAAAAGAGGUGCACACGUUGUGAUCUUUUUGCAGGGAAAUGAUUUAGAGAGAGGACAACAGCGAUCAUCUGAUGCAAAAGUCAAAGUUAUUGUCCAUUCUUCAAUAUGUACGUGACAUACCAAAGGUCAAAAGGGCCCUACUUCUUGCAACAGUAGACAUUAAAUAAACACUUAGAAUGUAUGAGAUGAAAACAAAUAAUAUAAAUGUAGAAAUAUAUGAAUAAAUAAAUGAAAGUAGAGAUUGAAAAAAGGCAAAAACUACGUGAAAUAAGAACUAGAAAGCAAAAAUCAGCCCCCAAACAACUAUAAUUAUCUUUUUUUUUUGGACUGUUGGACUGUUUCUGGGCGUUUUUAAGGUUGCCACACCUCAUACAAAUCAUAUCAAUCCAUAAAUUUGUCUAUUUUGCUCAUUGACCUCCAUGUUUUCAGCAUUCCUGUCAAUCUCAAAUUGAAUAAAAAAACAGAGAAGUCCCCAAAACUAAUAUACAGAGCUCGCGAGUUAACAAAAUCUAUCUUAUUUUUUCGAAAAAGUGUACAUGCAGGACUGUUUCUGGGUACUUUGAAGGUUGCCACACAACAUAACCUCAUCUAAAAUCAGAUCUUGACCUUCUAGUCUUGGCAAGAAAGCACAUGAAGAUAUUUCUUAAAAUGUUGCACUUUUCCUUUAAUUGUUUAAAGAACUAGUCAUGAAAUUAACUGCAGUCGUCGUCAGGAGAUUCGAAGAAUGCAAUCAGAUGCAAACCUCCAGAAUGCAUCGUGCACGUAAAACGCGCUCGCUGAGUCGCAUUCUAUUCUGCUGCUAACGUGCUCCCAGCGAGCCACCCUUUGCAAAUAAGAGGGCUGUGCGGUUCCAAAAAAAAAAAAAAAAGAAACCGAGGGGCUACUGCAAAACACAGUGUCGUUUCCUCCCAGCGAGAACUUGAAACGGAAGCGGCUGAAGCUCUCGUCGCAGCUCGGUGCCUCCUUCCUAAAGACACUGACCCAAACCUCCGUUGUUUAGGGAAGCAUCUCAGGAUGUUUAGCAGUAGCCAGUAAGGCACUGAGAUGUAGUUUAGAGUUGUACCGUGUGUGAGGACGUGCGGUCGUAGUGAGCCUGUAGGAGAUGCUUCGAUAGCUUUAUUUAGUUCACGGAAGAGUAUCGAUAACGUGCAAUGAAGGUAGGCGCUCAGGGACUGCAGAGCUACUUUAGGGGAAAUACGGUGCAAGAAACCACAGAGUCAGAGGUCAGAGGUCAGCGAUAGUUAAAUAUGAACACAGUAGAUCCACAGUUAUUUACUAUUUCGAUGUGCUUGCUGUAAGAUUUGGUUCCCACAGUCGUUCCCUGAGUCUGUUUCUUUCGUUUUCCAGUGAAACUCUUACAAAAGCGAGCAAAGAAUGUGGAUCCUAAGAGCAGUUUUGGGUGAAGCAUGUAGUUCGUCGGUGUGUGAAUUUGUUGGAAAAAGCAAAGUGAGGAUGUUUAUUCUGAGUCGCAUACAGAUCAGGAUAUAGGUUGACUUUACGUUUCUGUCUUCGGAUUUAGUGUUUUGUCAAAUUAUAACGUGCGACGUCUGGUUUUUCAGUAAAUGCCAACGUGGUGAAGGUGUGGGAGCAGCACGUCCUGGGAAAUCUGAACAGGAAGCGUGAUUUUAUUUCAUUCUAUUUUCAGAUUUGUACAUUCAAGCCUGUCUUAUAAGCUACGUAUAAGGUUUCCACAACCUGUUACACUGUGUCAAGAAAAAGAACAAUUCUAAAUGUGAUGUUUUCAUUCAGUUCUGUCCUGCUCUAUGUUGUUAUUCUUAUGGUUAUUAUGAUCAUUAUGGUUUGCAGUAUUAGUGGAGUACAGUCAUUGUAAUGUCAGAAUUGCAGAUUCACUUGCACACUUGAAUAAUCGCCCAAAUAUAAAUUAUUAUAAAUUGCAGAUGAGUUCUGUGAGCACUGCUGUCGAAAAAAAACAAGAAGUACUGUCUUCCCCUUCAUUUAAAUGCAGCUUUCUUUUCGUUUUCUUUGGGUUUGUGCCUGUAGCUGUUCUGUAAAGUGCUGUUCAAAGUAGCCAUCCAGCAAAUACGACGAUAUCUCAGCCUUUUCUGUCGGAGUUUUUAGUCUCUUUGUGACUUUGUAGAGAUUUUAUUGAUUUAUUUAACGUGUUCCCUAAGUGGAGGGGGGGGACUUAACGCUCAGCCUUUACAUUUGUGCCAAACUGUUUGCGGAGCAUCGUGUGUCCUACAGAAUUACAGGUAUAUAUCAAAGUAUAUCUGCAUUAGUAUGUUGUUGCCCAUAGUUUACUCACAGAAUGCCUGGAGAUGUUUAAUGAUUCCACCCCCCACCCCCCACCCCCCCGCUGCUGGAACCCGCUGGACAUUUAAAUAGUGAAUAAAAGUAGAGAACACAUUCCAGAUUUUGCUGAUAAACAGCCACUGAUGUCAUUUUAUCCAAAGCGGAGGCAAUACUGUAUGUAGACCAAACUCGGGGUCGUACAAAAUAAACACAUCCGCUCCCACAGAGGUGCACAUUGUGAUCCUUUUAUCGUUUGCAGAGAGACAAAUAGGACGACGGCGAUCAGCUCCCCUGAUGUUCUUUAUCUAUGUCUGUGUUCCGUACGGUUCUGCUUCUGGUACACAUUUGUUUCUCAUGUUGAUUUUACAAAAAAAACACAUAGUUUUAUGUCACAAAGCCACUGUCUUUUGUAAAUAAAUCAAAUGUGAGAUAUAUUAAAAAGAUUUAAAAUAUG